Messenger RNA from Pelobates fuscus (common spadefoot toad), 1471 nucleotides. RefSeq names its product tetratricopeptide repeat domain 19 (gene TTC19). NCBI's taxonomy places the organism in Eukaryota, Metazoa, Chordata, Amphibia, Anura, Pelobatidae. Bases 23 to 1171 code for a protein of 382 amino acids. Gene Ontology annotation, cellular component: mitochondrial inner membrane. The transcript has 10 exons. Gene Ontology annotation, biological process: mitochondrial respiratory chain complex III assembly. The record is from RefSeq and is a predicted model, not a curated record. Gene Ontology annotation, molecular function: protein binding.
GUUGUCACGUGACAGCAGCGGCAUGUUUCCCUGCGCUGUGCGUGGCUUAGCCAGGGCUGCCUGGUCUGGCAUACCGAAAGAAACAUGGCGGCUGCGCUCUGUGCAGUCAGGGCUGAGGGGUCUCGGUGGGACGCGCUGGGCUGGUCUGUUCGUGGGUGCCUCAGCCUGCCCCAGGACGACGUCACUAAUAUCCAGCACUAAGUGGGGGAGCUAUGGAGGAUCUCAGGGGAGCAGGAAGAGGGGCUUCAUUAUUACUGCCGCAGCAUUUUCUUUGUUUUCUAAACUUUUCGACCAUGAAAAAGAGGACAAGAUCACUGAAUCAGAAGAAAAAAUAAUAUAUCUUUUAAAGAAGGCCAAGUUGGGCAUAAUGAAAGGUGAGUUUGAUGAAGCUGAAGAUAUACUACACCAGGCUCUCCAUCUGGGUCAGGAGUCUGAUUCGAAGAGAGCCAUUAUCUACACCUAUGACCUGAUGGCUAACUUGGCUUUUUUUAGAGGGCGCUUGGAUGACGCAGUAAAGCUCUUCAAGAUAACUAUGGUUUACAUGCUUGAUCGAGGUGUUAAACAGAAUGAAAAUUCCUUUAUUGAGAUAUCUCUCAAGUUGGCAUGCAUCUAUGCUGCACAAAACCAGUAUGAUCUGGCUGUGGCAGGUUUCCAGUUCUGUAUAUUAAAUUUGACAGAGAAGCUGAAUACUGAUGAAGAGUUGAGGGACCUGGCAGAGGAAGAAAAAAGUAACACUCGCCUCCUUCUCGGAUUAUGUCUGGAUUCAUACGGACGUUAUCUAAUGAGCAAAGAAAAAUUUGCAGAUGCACAAGCAGUGUAUGAAAAGGCGCUAAAGAUCUGUAAGGAGGAGCAAGGAGAAUUGCACCCACAGACUAUUACCUUGAUGAAUGACCUGGCAACUGUUCUGGAGGCUCAAGGUCACCAUGAUGAGGCCUUUGACCAAGUGUCCCAAGCACUGGAGCUUGCUAAAAAGACAGAGCACACAGAUCAGCAUGUAGUGCUGACUAACUUAGCUAUGAUCCUUAUGCAUAAAGGCCCUAAAUAUUUCGAACAAGCUGAACAAAAUUUUAAGGAAGCACUGAAGCAGGCACAGGAGAAGAAGGACCCUGCUUCUAUUGAAUACAUCCUGGAUAGACUGUCUGAAUUGAACAGGAAUAAAAAAGGCCGAUGACCAGAAGUUAGGGAUAAACAGAUAUCAUUUUCCCAGAGCAGAUAUAUCUUUUGCCUUUUGGGCAGAUUGCCGAAAACCGGUGCCAGUAUUCUGUACAUGUAAAGUUUUGAAAAAGCAACACCAUUUCUACACAAAGCUGGUUAACAACAACCACACUCAUUACUCUCAGGCAGCCACUACAUGCUGGGAUCUCAGCAUGUACAGUGCUGUUACUGAUAGGAGUUGCAUCGGUGGAUAUAAUUGGUCGAUCCCUAGACCAGAUCCACAUAAUGUUACAAUGUGUGUGUGUGUGUGUGUGUG